GCCUGGGGCAGGGGCUGGUGUCGGAGCCCUGUGCCCGGCAGCGGGAGGGGGUCGAGUUUGCUACUUCGGGCUCUAAUUCCGGAAAGGCGCCCGUUGGGCCCCGUGUCCUGGGUGCUGUCCCUUCCCACAGGCUCAGGUUGAUGUCAAAGUCUCCUGUCUGCGUGGUAGGUCUGGCGUAUUCUCGCGGGCCACGGUGAGCAUCUGUAGACCAGAGGCUUGAGAAAAAGGAGGAGCAGGAAAUGGCCUGGAUUUCUGGAGGCCUGCUCUAAAGCUGGUCAGUUCUGCAAGAAAGGAAAGGAGGAGGAGACUGGCUCAAACUUCUGGAGUCUGGUGAGAAAGGGGGCAAUGCAGGGGAUAGCUACAGAGAGAGAGCAUGGUGGGUGGCUUUGAUCCAAGUGGGUGCAAGACUGCUUCUGCUCUCUGCUAGAUUUGCACACUGCCACUGCAUCCCUUGUCGAUUUCUUGCAGGAAAUAUCAGGAAUAUUGAGACAGGUGUAGGUUGCGCUGUGACUGGGAGAAGAAGACCUGCAGGACCCCCUGCUGUUGGUUGUGGGGCUUGAUACCACUUGAACAAGAGAAGGAGGGAGAAAUUGCACCACGUCAGUGAAGAUCCACCUCCAGUGGCAGCUCUGGUGGUGGUGGAGUUGCUGCUGACCGCCACCUUCAACAAGUCUCAACCCACCCAAGAACCGGCAAUCUUCCUCAGCUUGUUUGUGCCUCUUCUGCACUUUGUCCGUCUUAUUGACUGAGUCUGCGUGGGAAGGAGACUGACUGCUGGACUGGCAAUUGACUGUAACUCUUGUUUCCAACCUCAUAUCCUAAAUUACUGAAAAAACAGAGUGUGAAGAAACAAACCUGUAACAGAUCUGUGGUCAAGGUUGAGGUUGAGGGAGGGCUGUAUAACUGCGUUUUGUCUGUAACUUGUACCAUGACUGGUGCCGAGAUUGAGCCUAGUGCCCAGGCCAAGCCUGAAAAGAAGGCUGGGGAAGAGGCUGUGGCUGGGGCUGAGAGAGAGAAUGAAGUCCCUCUCGUUGUCAGGCCCAAGGUUAGGACCCAGACCCAGGUAUCUUCUGGGACAAGGUCCAAAACUGAGACCAAGCCUGUGUCUGGGGCAAGGCCUAAAAUUGAGGCCCAGGCAAUGGCUGGGGCAAGACCCAAAACUGAGGCCCAGGCAAUGGCUGGAGCCAGACCUAAAACUGAGGCCCAGGCAAUGUCUGGGGCAAGGCCUAAAACUGAUGCCAGGGCAGUAGGUGGAGCACGUCCUAAGACUGAGGCCAAGGUAAUUCCUGGGGCAAGGCUCAAGGAUGAAGCCCCGGCAUGGGCCCAGACUGAGUUUGCAGCUGAGGCAAUGUCACAGGCCGAGGGAGUGUCCCAGAGUAAUGCCGUUGCCUGGCCACUGGUCAGUACUGAGUUGGGGUCAGUUACUAAAUCUAAGGGCCUGUCUAUGGACAGAGAACUAGUGAAUAUGGAUGCUGAAACCUUUCCUGGCUCCCAGGGUCAGAAAGGAAUCCAACCCUGGUUUGGACCAGGGGAUGAACCUAACAUGGGAUCUUGGUGCUAUCCCAGGCCCAGGGCCAGAGAGGAUGCCUCUAAUGAGUCUGGAUUUUGGUCAGCAGAUGAGACCUCUACGGUGUCUUCUUUCUGGACUGGAGAAGAGACCAGUAUCAGGUCAUGGCCCAGGGAAGAAGCCAGUACCAGGUCCAGGCACAAGGCUAAGCAUCAGACUAACCCCAGGUCCAGGCCCAGAUCCAAGCAAGAACCCUAUAUUGAUUCCUGGUCUGGAUCUGAGGAUGAGGCUGGCAACCCAUUCUGCCUCUGGCCUGGGGAAAAUACCAAUAACUUGUUCAGGCCCAGAGUCAGGGAAGAGGCAAAUGUCAGGUCCAAACUCAGGACAAAGAGAGAGGACUGUUUUGAAUCUGAGUCUGAAGAUGAGUUCUAUAAGGAGUCCUGGUUUUUGCAUGGAGAAGAGGCCAAUAGUAGAUUCAGGCGCAGAGACAAGGAAGAGCCUAAUACCAUCCUGAAAUCCAGGGCCCAGAAGGAUGUUCAUAACGGUGAUAGGGUCAAACAAGAGUCUAGGUUUGAGGAGGAGGUCAUUAUUGGAUCCUGGUUCUGGGCAGAAAAAGAGGCCAAUUUGGAAGCAGGGGCUACAGCAAUCUGUGAAUCUGAGCCAGGGGCUGAGGAGGGGGCCAUUGGUGGAUCCUUGUUCUGGGCUGAGGAAAAGUCCAGUUUGGGGGCUGUGGCCAGAGAAGAGGCCAGGCCAGAGUCUGAAGAAGAGGCCAUAUUUGGUUCCUGGUUCUGGGACAGAGAUGAGGCCUGCUUUGAUCUAAAUCCUAGUCCUGUGUACAGGGCCAGUAACAGGUUCAGAGAUUCAGCUGAGGAGGAGCUUAAUGUAUCCUCCAGGCCAAAAUCCUGGGAAGAGGUCAGUGUUGAAUUCAAACCUGCUCCUUGUCCUGGGAUUGGCUUCCCUUCCACCAGACCCUUCAGAAUUCCUGAAGAGGCAUAUAAACUGUUUGAGACAAAGCCCAAGGACACAGAACUUAGCCCAGAAGGGGAAGAGCAGGAAUCUUCACCUCAAACUGAUCAGCCUGACCCUGAGUUCCCAUUUCAGUACGAACCUUCCUACAGGUCAGUCCGGGAAAUUCGAGAGCAUCUUAGGGCCAAGGCGAGUGCAGAGCCAGAGAAUUGGUCCUGCAGCUGCAUACAAUGUGAGCUUAAAAUUGGUUCUGAAGAGUUCGAAGAACUCCUUUUAUUAAUGGAGAAAGUUCGGGAUCCUUUUGUUCAUGAAAUAUCUAAAAUUGCAAUGGGUAUGAGAAGUGCUUCUCAAUUUACCCGAGAUUUCAUUCGUGAUUCGGGUGUUGUCUCACUUAUUGAAACCUUGCUCAAUUAUCCGUCCUCCCGAGUUAGGACAACUUUUCUGGAAAAUAUGAUUCACAUGGCUCCACCUUAUCCAAAUCUAAACAUGAUUGAGACAUUCAUAUGUCAGGUGUGUGAGGAAACCCUUGCUCAUGGUGUGAAUUCCCUUGAGCAGCUGACUGGAAUAAGGAUGCUUAGACACCUUACUAUGACUACUGACUAUCAUGUAUUGAUUGCCAAUUAUAUGUCUGGGUUUCUCUCCUUGUUAACCACAGCCAAUGCAAGAACAAAAUUUCAUGUUCUGAAAAUGCUACUGAAUUUGUCUGACAAUCCUGCUGUGGCAAAAAAACUAUUCAGUGCCAAAGCUCUUUCAAUAUUUGUGGGUCUCUUUAACAUAGAAGAGACAAAUGAUAAUAUCCAAAUUGUUAUUAAGAUGUUUCAGAAUAUCAGUAACAUUAUAAAAAGUGGAAGGAUGUCCUUAAUUGAUGAUGAUUUCAAUCUUGAGCCGCUUAUUUCCGCAUUUCGUGAAUUUGAGGAGUUAGCUAAGCAACUACAAGCCCAAAUAGACAAUCAAAAUGAUCCUGAGGCGGGACAACAAAGCUAAUAUGAUUACACACUUGCCGCUGAUCAGCCUUAUGAUCCCAAAGAGACCUGAGUAGUGCUUUGGUGUUCACAGUCUGGUUUUAUGUUGUAACUUAUAUUUUUAAUGCUGAUGUUAAAUUUGUCAAACUCUUGUUCUGCGCUGGAUCAUUUUGUGGAUGCCAAAUGAAUAUUAGAACUGUAAACACAGUUGUUGAUAUUUGUCUUGUCCAGAUUGCGAUAUUUUUCAGUAUUAAGCUUCCAAUGAGCCGAGUCACCUGAGUAAGCUGCCCUGCUAUUCGUUGUUUAAAUAUAUGGUUCUCUAUUCGAGUCUGUGUUUUCAAUAAAGUUCUAUGUUAAAAUUGGCA
Microcebus murinus (gray mouse lemur) is the source of this 3800-nucleotide messenger RNA. The record is from RefSeq and is a predicted model, not a curated record. Lineage: Eukaryota; Metazoa; Chordata; Mammalia; Primates; Cheirogaleidae.